UUAUUGAUUUUCAAAUUCAAACUUGAAAGUUGAUAGGAUAUUUUUAAUUUUUGUACAUAAAACAUAAAUGAAUAAUAAGUGAAUAAGUUAUUUAAAAGUAAAAACCUAAACCUAAAACACAGAAUUAUGCUAUACAAAGAGUAUAAGUGUAUGGGAAAGUGUCUAAGAUAAAUAAAGAUAUUAUUUCGAUUUCCUGCUUUUUAGUUGAACUUAUUAAUAAUUGUUGUGGCUAUUCCCAUUUCCCUAUAGAAUAAUAAAACAAGCAAUGUUUUUAAGUUCUUUACAGAGUUGGCUUUCUAAAGCACCUAACUAUACAAUAUUUAGAGUAAAUAAGUUAGCAAAUUUUGAUUGUAAUAUUUUGCAAAAGUUUUUAGAAGUGCAAAGUAAGGAAUUAAACAGCUCAGCAAUUCCCAAGAUAAGUUUCGUGAAGCCUGACUGUAUUGUCAUUGAGCAGUGGCCUGAAGGUACUGCAGUUGAGAGAAGUUCAAGCGAAGUUAUAGUUGAUACCAUGUGUGGAGCGGCAGUGUUGAGAGGGUCUCAUAUUUAUGCUCCAGGAGUACUUGGUCUCCCCACUAACUGCAAACUGGAUGAAAAAGUUGACAUUUAUGCUGAUUUGGAUGGUCAGUGUAAAAGAGGCCUCAAACUGAAAUAUGAUGGGAGCAAACUGUAUGUUGGCACUGGACAGUUGAAAAUGUUGCGUUAUGAGCUGUUUGAUAAUGAAAUACAAGCUUAUGGAGUCGCAAUACACAUGUUGCUUCCUGCAUCAAGAUUGCCAGUAAUUAAUGAAACAGUUUGCCCCAAGGGACAAUUACUACUACAGAAUUUUCCAUCAAUUGUAGCGGGCUGGGUUGUUGACGCCAAACCUUAUGAGCAUAUAUUAGACAUGUGUGCAGCCCCGGGAAAUAAAACCACUCAUCUCGCUGAAAUGUCUGAUAAUAAAGCACUUAUCAUGGCCUUAGACAAAACUGAACAGAAAGUCGCUAAAAUAAAGCAAACCUGUGAAACGCAGGGGGUGACUUGUGUCAAGGCGUUCGUUUUUGAUUCACGCAAAUGUCAUUCAGAUGAGAUUACGGAUUUAAAGUGUCCACCAUUUCCGUCGAACACUUUUGACAAAGUUCUUUUAGAUGCGCCUUGUAGUGGCUUAGGGCAAAGACCGCAAUUGAAGGAAUCAAAAAUGUCACCAAAAAUGUUACAAUCUUACAAAUUUGUUCAAAGAAAAUUGUUUGGUGCAGCUGUACGUGUAUUAAAAGUGGGUGGAAAGUUAGUUUAUAGUACAUGCACGAUAACAGUUAAUGAAAAUGAGGGUAUGGUGACAUGGGCGUUGGAAAAUUUCCCUUGUAUUCAACUCAUACCAGCAGAACCAUUUUAUGGAGGACCUGGCUUACCAGAUGUUGGCCUGUCAGAUGAUCAAAGGAUAAUGGUGCAAAGAUUUGGACCAGAAGAAGACUCAUUAAGAAAAGUGGAAGAUUUAUCACAAAACACCAUCGGUUUCUUCAUAGCCUCGUUUAUAAAAGUCAGUGAUCAUAAAAUAAAUUCAGGAGAAUAAAUAUCUAUUUUUAUUUUUGACUACA
Messenger RNA from Bicyclus anynana (squinting bush brown), 1571 nucleotides. RefSeq names its product tRNA (cytosine(72)-C(5))-methyltransferase NSUN6. The transcript is spliced from 7 exons. Gene Ontology annotation, molecular function: RNA binding; methyltransferase activity. Lineage: Eukaryota; Metazoa; Arthropoda; Insecta; Lepidoptera; Nymphalidae. The record is from RefSeq and is a predicted model, not a curated record. Bases 266 to 1546 code for a protein of 426 amino acids. Gene Ontology annotation, biological process: RNA methylation.